Molecule: messenger RNA, 757 nt
Organism: Paramecium sonneborni
Lineage: Eukaryota; Ciliophora; Oligohymenophorea; Peniculida; Parameciidae
Source: the annotation of a GenBank genome assembly
AUGAAUAAUUAUUGUUUUUAUCAUGAUGGCUUAUUAGAAGAUAGAGAAAAGUACUUCAAACAAGAUAUAAUUAACUUUAUUGGAAAUGUCUUAGAAUAUAUGAGAUAAAAUAAUAUUGAAAUCCUGACUUUUUAAUAUUUUAAUAAAUGCUGGAUUGAAAAUGACAUGCAUUUUAUACAUUAAUGUUUAUUAGAAUGGGAAUCCUAAGAUGACUAUUACAAUCUAUUAUAUGGAAUUAUACUAAAUAAAUUGAUUAAUUCUCCUUUAUACUUUGAAAAGUUGUCAUUAUUUUACUUACUCUAUACUAUUUAUGUUACUCUAGAUUAAAAAAUUUUAAUUUCAUUAGAUUUAGAAACAAUGAAUUAAUUAUACUUUUUCUUUUAAGAAUGCAAAGAAAAAAAAAAUCAUGAUGUUUUUCUACUUUUUUUGGAAUUAAAUAACUAAAAUGCCUUUUUAUUAAGUUCUCGUGUUGGAUGUAAAAGAUUAUCUAUUCAUCCUUGUGGAUUACCUUAUAUUAUCACAAAAAGAAAGUAAUAAAUUUUAUAAUUUAGUAAAGCUUAGCUAAAGUAAAUUACUGAAGAGAGAGAAGAUGAAUAAGAGAGAGCAGAAAGAACAGAUAUAACUAAAUAAUUAUUGAAUGCAAGUGAGAGAUAUCAUAAAGCAAAAUAAAAAUAAAAUAUUAAAUUGAAUAGCACUGAUCCUCAUUUUGCUUAAAGAUGCAUUCACACUUUUAGUAAUAUUAGUUUAAAACAAUGAA